This is a messenger RNA of Anopheles moucheti, 818 nucleotides long. It is a transcript of the gene RpL18, whose product is annotated as 60S ribosomal protein L18. The transcript is spliced from 3 exons. Gene Ontology annotation, molecular function: structural constituent of ribosome; RNA binding. The record is from RefSeq and is a predicted model, not a curated record. The coding region runs from base 69 to 638 and encodes 189 amino acids. Gene Ontology annotation, cellular component: cytosolic large ribosomal subunit; ribosome. Gene Ontology annotation, biological process: translation. NCBI's taxonomy places the organism in Eukaryota, Metazoa, Arthropoda, Insecta, Diptera, Culicidae.
GGUCUUGAACAUGGUAAGGAGUUGUUCUACUGUUGAGCCAGAAUAAAAAAACGUUUUAACUUCGUAAAAUGGGUAUCGACCUCAAUCACAAGUGGGAUCGUAAGGUCCGUCGUACGAAGCCGAAAUCGUUGGACGUGUACCUUGGAUUGCUGGUGAAGUUAUACCGUUUCCUGUACCGUCGUACACACAAGAAGUUCAAUAAGAUUGUGAUGCGUCGUCUGUUCAUGAGCAGAACGAACCAUCCCCCAAUGUCGCUUAACCGUGUUGCCCAGUUGAUGAAGCUGCGUGCCAAGGAUGAGAAAUCGGUGGCCGUUGUGAUCGGCACGGUCACUAACGAUGUACGCAUGCUAGAUAUUCCGAAGCUAAACGUGUGCGCUCUCCGUGUGACCGAGAAGGCUCGGCAGCGUAUUCUGAAGAACGGUGGCAAAAUUUACACGUUCGAUCAGCUCGCCCUGCUCUCUCCGACCGGAAGAAACACCGUGCUGAUGCAGGGCAAGCGUACCGCUCGGGAGGUAUUUAAGCAUUUCGGCCGUGCUCCGGGUGUACCACACUCCAACACACGCCCGUACGUGCAGUCGAAGGGCCGCAAGUUCGAGAAAGCUCGUGGUCGCCGUAGCAGCUGCGGUUUCAAGAAUUAAUCCUGUCGCAGAUAUAAAGAUUUGGAUCGCACUUCCACAGAACAACAACAUUCGGAAACCAUUAGCCCAAAAGAAGUGCAGAGCAAGUAUUGCUCUUUUGGGUGUAACAAGUACGUGUUGGUGAAGAAAUACAAGGAAGGAAAAUCUAUUCCAACAUGAAAGUACUGUGCCUCUCGUGUU